AGGCAAACGAACAUGGACAGCCUGGGUUAAAGGAGCUUUCAUUUUAUUAUCACCUUCAACUGCGCCCGUGGUUCUUGCCUAGCUAGCACCAGUUGGGUUAACCAUGCGGCUGGGCCUGCGUUAUAUAUAGGAAAGGGGACCUCUGCACCCCUGCCUACCGCUGCCCGACCAACCGCUCUUCUACGACCAAAAAUACCAAAAUCUCACCUCGCACCAACAACAUGUUUAUAUACAUUCCUCGAUCAUGAUAUACGACGUAUGCAUAUAGCUACGGAGAAGCUUGCCGACCAACUGCCAGCUGAAAUCCGUGUCCAAACCUGCAGGAGGAAUUAUCAGAUCGACAAAAAGACACGACAAACACCAUGAUCGGCUCGCACCGGGACCAGGCACAUUUUGGCCGUGCCAAAUGGCGAAAGAGGGUAUUGUUGCCAUGUUGGAUCAUACAGGUCGCUCUUUUAUUGAGUUUAAUGGGCAUCUUCUCGUACCGACUGUCGAACACGAUCAGCGGUUUUGAAGCUGAGAAAGUAAGAGGGGCAGUUCCCAUGGUGGAGUUCGUAUGGGAAUGCUUCAACAUCGGCUUCGCGUUGAUCUCAUUUAUAAUCAACCUGAUCCAGAUUUCCAAGUUCAUCGCUGAGGCAUUGACGCCGUUUGCUAUGAUGUUUGGCAACAUUAUUUCGCUCGUGCUGUCACUGGCGGUUCUUGCCCUCGAUGUCGUCGUUUAUAUUCAACGUGCGGAUCGACAUUACUCAAUUGUUGCGCUCGCGAUGGACUGUGCUCUGCUAUUAUUCACCAUAAUUCCUACUAUAUACGGCGCAAUAGUUUACCGAAGACUUCUGAAAUACGACGACUACCACCUGCCUCACAAUGUGAAACAUUUCGGCUUCUCUGCUGAAGCCGAGACAGCAAAUAACCCGUCCAGGCCGAGCCUCAGCGCUAGUCCUGCUGUACCCUACGAUCCUACAAACUCUGCAAGCUCACGGCCCCGCGGGCCGUCGUUUACGUUCCGCCGCACAUCGUCCAAUGCUUCUGUGUCACCGCAGCCGAGACCCACGGAUGAGCGUCGUGCAAGCUACGGACACAAGCGCGACACACAGUUCGACGAAUACGUAGCACGACGGUCAAGCAUCAUCCUGCAGGAAGGUGUCGAGCGUGCGCUCGGGGCUGAAUUCGGAUGGAGCAAGGAUCGACUAGACGGUGUGGUCAGCGUCGGCUCGGUCACGAGCUCUCAGGCAAGACCGCGCGGCAACUCGCUCGGUAGACAACCGAGCUGGGAGGUGAACGUAGCCGCUGAAAUUCCGACACUAACGGACGAUCCUAUCGGUAUACAACGGGGACGCAGUCUUGUCAGCGUACCCGAGGGGCUGGAGGAAGAGGAGGACAUUGGGGCGAGAAAGGGGCGCCUUAUGAGCAGGGACAGGGAUAUAUUGUUUGCCGGCGAUAUGGAAUCUCGUAGAAUUUCUGCAAUCAGCGCUGCCAGUUACCAGAUUGGAUCGGAAGACAUAGAUUUAGAUGGGAACAACUGGAGAUGAGACCUGUAAUACCCGAAGACGAUAGAUGUGUAUGAAUAGAACCAAAGAUCAUACUGGUGAUUGCAUUCAGCCAGUAUCGACCCAUGGCGGUGUUCAAUGUGAC
This is a messenger RNA of Pseudomassariella vexata, 1632 nucleotides long. RefSeq lists its product as uncharacterized. The record is from RefSeq and is a predicted model, not a curated record. The coding region runs from base 363 to 1529 and encodes 388 amino acids. NCBI's taxonomy places the organism in Eukaryota, Fungi, Ascomycota, Sordariomycetes, Amphisphaeriales, Pseudomassariaceae. The transcript has 3 exons.